Messenger RNA from Toxorhynchites rutilus septentrionalis, 1616 nucleotides. RefSeq lists its product as uncharacterized. Bases 457 to 1533 code for a protein of 358 amino acids. The transcript has 4 exons. NCBI's taxonomy places the organism in Eukaryota, Metazoa, Arthropoda, Insecta, Diptera, Culicidae. The record is from RefSeq and is a predicted model, not a curated record. Gene Ontology annotation, cellular component: mitochondrion.
UACCUAUAACAGUUUCUGUCACAACAUUUAGAAGGAUGAAUGUUGGAGGAAUUUUUUGAAGUCAAUUAUCGUUGUGCAUUCAGUAUAAUUCUUAAGUUCGCUUACAAGUAAUCGCUACCUGAGAGUCCUGAAUUUUAUCAUUCAACACACAGUCAUUCCAAUUUAAUUUUGCAUCAACACUGCGAUACGACACGAAUUUGGAUAAACUUGCAUUCGUUUCGUUCCUCAGUCAUUGUUUAGCAUUCACUGGAUACGGAGAUACUCGCGCGAAGAAGGCUGUGAAGAUAAAACAUUGUGACUUUGUGCAGCGUCAGCUGGGAAGCACAAUAAAAAAAUACAGCAGAUACGCAGUACAAUACAGGGUAUCGAGGUUGAUAGUGAACUUACGGAUAACGAAUUGAGAGCUGAAUCCACUGCAAUUGAUAGUACCAAGAAGGGACCUACGAGUAACGAGAAAUGGCGCAGCAAGUACAUCAAGUUUUUAAAGCGGGGCUCAAAGUCAAGGGCAUUGGGCGAUCGAUGUCCACCGGCGCUAUGGUUUCAAAGGAUGCAAACAUUUCGCCCAAGCACUGCCAAGGCCUGCACGUAUCCGUUCAGAGAGACUAUCCAGUCGCCGCAGCUCUCCCUCUCCCGGAAAACAUUGACCCCGCUGAGACAACACGGUUUUCGCCGCAACGAUCACGCGAUAUCAACUCGUCCGCCAUAUUGACCCAUCAGUCGUCUCACGUUGCCAAUCAUAUCGACGUUACGGUGGACAAGUCCAACGAUGGGACCUCCGGAUCCGAUCCGCACGUUGCAUCAUAUGAUUGCCGUGGCGCCGUCAAUCUAAACUGCACCAUGCAGAGCAAUGUCCCGAGUCCGUUCGGAGGAUUGCAUAAAUUUACCCAUUUGAAUAUGCCAGGCGGAGGCUGGGCUCAAGAGGGAAAAUUUCUCGCCCAAGAUCUGCAAUCAUCGCACUACAUCAAUCUGCGCAAGGAGGUGCGCUCAUCGUGGUCCAGCUACGAGGACAAACCACAAAAAGGUACAAUCGGCAUGCUAGAACGAUAUAACCAAUUGCUCUCGAGGCAAACUAAUCCAUUCAUGAGCAAUAAUGGUAGUAUAAGAACAUUUUCGCUAAAACACUCCUUUCUGGCCCAAGAUCGGCCAAAAGCUAAACAAAUGACUGAGGAACAGGCUCCCAAUGAAACGGAAGCUACACCACGACCAAAAGCAAUCGUGAGUCGUAAGGAAAUGCUUAAGAAAGCUGUUAAAGAGUAUGGUUCUACCGUGAUAGUGUUUCACGUUGGGAUCAGUUUGGCUUCUUUGGGCGCUUGUUAUUUACUGGUUUCUAGCGGAAUAGACGUGGUGACAAUGUUGGAGCGCUUCGGAUGGGGCGAAUCAGCGCUCGCUAGAAAUGCAGCUGCAGGCGCAGGAACGUUCGUGAUUGCAUAUGCUGUCCACAAAGUAUUUGCCCCGGUUAGAAUCAGCAUAACCCUGGGCGCAACCCCGUUCAUUGUGAGGUAUCUUCGAAAACGUGGCAUUCUAAAAAAGUAAAUUUAAGGUUUUCAUAUUGUUUCGGGAAAAAAAUAACGACUCAAAACCAGCAGCAGAUGCAUUGCGUUCUAAAGUUUACUAGA